Messenger RNA from Neoarthrinium moseri, 1464 nucleotides. RefSeq lists its product as uncharacterized. The transcript has a single exon. The record is from RefSeq and is a predicted model, not a curated record. The coding region runs from base 1 to 1464 and encodes 487 amino acids. NCBI's taxonomy places the organism in Eukaryota, Fungi, Ascomycota, Sordariomycetes, Amphisphaeriales, Apiosporaceae.
AUGGCCGAUGGCAUCUGGACGUCGGCGACUGCGGUGCAUGUGCUCAGCACCGGCGACGGCCUGGCGCGGUUUGAUGAAGCAUUUGUCGACCCCGCCCAACGCGCCCUUCUGCGGGAUAUCACGUUCGAGGUUGUGCUACCUGAGAUAAGCAUCAAAAGGCUAAAGAAGGUGCAGAGCAAUGCCGAGGCCGCCGCCAACGACGCUGCCUUCACCCGGGCCAUCUCGGACUUUCUGGGCCGUCUGGCCAGGUGGGAGGCCCGCGACGGCGCCAGCCUGAGUCUCAACAUCACGGCCGAGUCGCCAACUCACAAGAAGAGGCAAGAGUUGGUGGAGAACGGGACGUUAAAUAACUCACACAAUUCGUUCGGCCCGCCCAUCUGGGAUAUCAGGAACAUGGACCGCAUGCUCCGUUUUGAAGCCAGCACCCCUCCGCAGCUGCCCGAAGUGCCGUGCAUCACCAACCUCUGCUGUGGCGGAUUUCACUGCCCCCGGGUCCUGCACCCAAGCGUCCAGGUGGCCAUCUCCAACGCCUGCGUGGCUGUGAGCGUCGUCGAGUGGGAUCUGUAUCUGCCGGGGCGCCGUACCAUGCCGGCGCGCGUCCGGGAGCGGUCAGCCCUUGCACAGGCCUUGCAGGAGGCGAAGUUCACCUCGGUCACGGAGCUCAUCCUCACCCUGAACGACGACGACCCCAUGAACGAGGCAUUUGAGCUAGAGAGCCUCCUACACCAUCCCGACGACUUCGACACGCUCAGCCUGGGCUUGCGGCACAUCGCGCAGCUUCCGAUGCUUCGCAAGCUGGAGCUGAGAAGCACCUGGAUCUUAUCUCCCGUCGCGUUUGGCCCGCACCCCGAGUUGGCGGAUGUGUACUGCCCUUCGCUGGAGGAGAUCAUGGUCGAGGUCUCCAUGUGUACCCCGGAUGGGAGGUAUCUGAUGACGGGGGAUCCCGAAGACGCACCCGAGGACGAUGGUUACUAUGAGUCUGGCGAAGAGACACCCCCCGCCGCCUUCGACUCGGACGCUUCGGACACUUCGGACUGGGGGCCAGAGUUUGCAUGGGACAAGGCAGAAGGCGUUGUUCCGGCAGUCAUGUUUCGCACGACGCCUGACGAUGAGACCUUUGUCCCCCUCUGGGAAUCCUUUGCUAGGGCAGCCAGGUGCUCCAUGCCGAAGCUGCGGAACAUGACCAUCAGCUUUGGAGGUGGGACCAGGUCUUGUAACGCACCCUCCGAGGCGCAGUAUUGCACCGCCGGCCAGUCGGCCACAUAUUUCGAUCAGUUCCCAGGCUGCGCGGGAUUCAGCAGAGAGCACGCGCAGGAGCCGCGUUGGUAUUUUACCUCGACCGAGGACUUUGAUAAGUCGUGGCGGCCGCCUCGGGGGCUGAGGGACGAGCUCGAGGGCCCCGACAAGGAUGGUAGAAAAGGGCACAUUUAUUGGUUGAUAAACCAGAGAAGAAUCGAGGUAUAG